Emiliania huxleyi CCMP1516 is the source of this 1087-nucleotide messenger RNA. RefSeq lists its product as hypothetical. The transcript is spliced from 3 exons. The record is from RefSeq and is a predicted model, not a curated record. The coding region runs from base 1 to 762 and encodes 253 amino acids. NCBI's taxonomy places the organism in Eukaryota, Haptophyta, Isochrysidales, Noelaerhabdaceae.
AUGCAAGCCGCUUUCGACUCGUUUGCUCGCUCGCGCGAGGACUUUCGUGUCAGCGCUGCGGCGUGGGACAUCGUGACCGAUCACAUCUCGCGCUGCGCGGAAGAGGACGACCGCGAGGACUACAUGCUACUCACGCUCUGUGAGCUCUUUCUCAAAAGCGGCACCAAGGUGAUGCUCGAGGAGGUUGAGGACCGUCCCGAGCUGAACGGUCUGUACGCCGACGUCGUUGGCAAGUGUGAGGACGGCUACUUUCCGGUUCACGUCGCAGAAAUUGACGAGCACUGCUCCGUUAGCGUGCGCAGCCUGCGGCCCGCCGGCUUCGAUUCGCGCCCCCAGCCGGACUUCAAGAUCCGCGCCGUCGCCGACGAGGGCGGAGCCACGGGCUUCAUCUACACGGUGGGCCUGAGCGGGCUCGGCGGCUCCGUCAUGUACCCUAUGCUGACCGAGUUCGGCCGCGAGAUGUUUGUGCGAGAUGUGGAGAGCGUCGCCAAGCUGAUGAACUUCCUCGUCUCGCGAAUGGAGGAGGGCGUGCCCGUCAACGACGAGCAGCUCGUCCAGAGCAACGGCCUCAUGAUGGCCAGCCAGCUCCACACGGCGGAGACUGCCGCGGAGAUGCGCGCGGAGUAUCAUCUCGAGCAGCCGGAAGGCAGCGAGCUCAUCGAGCUGCACCCCGUCGUCAGUUGUGAGGGCAACGACGACAUGUGGGGCCGCAUCCUGACGCAAGCCGACGCGCGAGCCAUGGCCGCCCAGGCAGGGCUGUGACGGGAGUCAGGACGAGGAAGGCCUCUAGCUCGUGGCCUCUAGUCCUGCUGCUCGCACCGACGCCGCGCGCUGCUGCCCUGUGCGCACACGGCCGCUGGGCCAUUCGAACUCGGGGCUUUCAUGUCGGCGAGGCGGCGGUCGGCGUGGCACGCGCGCCUCUGGCGGCGGUCGUUUGCCGGCCGGCGUGUGCGCGCGUGCGCGUGCGGCCCGGAUCGAGCGUCGAGUCGCCGAAGCAGCUGCGCUGCGCUCCCGCGCGUUCACCACCUCACAUCUGCACUCGUGUCUUUCGGGUAUAUAAGGUAAGGUAAGGUAAGGUAAACGUCUC